Molecule: messenger RNA, 1182 nt
Organism: Periconia digitata
Lineage: Eukaryota; Fungi; Ascomycota; Dothideomycetes; Pleosporales; Periconiaceae
Source: the annotation of a GenBank genome assembly
UCCAUUUACAAGUUCCAACAUAUUAUUAUCAAGUGUUAAGGUGAAAAGAAAUAAAUGCAGUUGCUCCUGACAUACAUACCUAGGUAUAAGUGUAUUGCUGUACGGAGCGACUAGCUCCCGCCGUCUGACCAAUAACAAUUCACGACCCUGCAACCGCGAGGCUAAGACCUAAUUCGUGGCUUCAACACAUGCGCGAACGAGGCUCACUUACACACGUCCACCUUGCUCUCCAACCAAAGAAAUACGAAUUACCCACUAUCUCCCCCGGUCACAGCAAUUGCAUUCAAGAUGGAUCCAUAUUCACCAGAGGGAGAGCUCAUCAACAUCCACACGGCCUUCCACGCUGGCGCCUAUCAGCAAGUCCUCGAUUUUGAUACCUCUUCUUUCAGUUCUGCCAAUGCUCUGCCCUCACGCGUACUGAAGCUACGUUCGCAAAUCGCUCUCGGACAAGCCAAAGAAGUGGCUUCCUCUCUGGCUAAAGAAACCACCCCAGAUUUGGUCGCGGUGAGGUUACUCGCAGAGUACCAAGGUGGAAAAGAUGUAGUUGCGGAAGUAAAAGCAUUGGUGGAGAAAGAAGGUCAGGGCAAUCUGACUGUGCAGCUGGUUGGUGGCAUGGUGCUGGAGCGCGAAGGGGAGACAGAGGCAGCAUUGGAAUUGUUGAGCAAACACGAGGGUAGUCUGGAUGCUGUGGCCUUGAUUGUACAAAUCCACCUCCGCCAAAACCGUACCGACCUCGCCACAAAGGAAGCUCAACGCGCACGGAAAUGGGCUCAGGAUAGCCUGCUUGUGAACUUGGCAGAGUCAUGGGUUGGCAUGCGCGAGGGUGGUGAGAAGUACCAAUCAGCCUUCUAUGUUUUCGAAGAACUCGCCCAAACUUCACAAACGCAAUCUGUACACUCCUUAGUUGCACAAGCCGUGUCAGAACUCCACCUUGGUCGUCUGCCCGAAGCCGAAGCCGCUCUGCAACAAGCCGCUGGGCUGAACGAAAAUAACGCCGAAACGAUCGCAAACUCUAUUGUGCUGAAUAUUUUGCUAGGGAAAAAGGAUGAGGUGGAUAAGUUGAAACAAAAACUCGAGAGCGUAGACGCAGAACAUGCGGUACUAGCCGAUUGGAAAGUGAAGAAGGGUGACUUUGAAAAAGCGAUGAGCAAAUAUUCGCCAAAGUUUGAAAUCGCUGCUUAG